Molecule: messenger RNA, 1509 nt
Organism: Aspergillus thermomutatus
Lineage: Eukaryota; Fungi; Ascomycota; Eurotiomycetes; Eurotiales; Aspergillaceae
Product: putative POT peptide transporter
Exons: 12
Coding region: 1-1509 (502 amino acids)
Biological process (GO): oligopeptide transport; transmembrane transport
Cellular component (GO): plasma membrane; fungal-type vacuole
Molecular function (GO): tripeptide transmembrane transporter activity; dipeptide transmembrane transporter activity
Source: RefSeq, a predicted model, not a curated record
AUGGAACCGACCAAUUCAAUUGAAUGCGAGCACGUUGAGACCACGGAGCUGGAGAAGACGACCCUUCGGCGGGUCUGCGAUGACAUCUCACUGGACAUUUUUCUCGUGGCCGUAGUGGAGUUGGCUGAGCGCUUCACCUAUCGUUCCAUCACGGCGCCAAUGCGGUGGUGCUACCUGGCGCCAAUUUUCGGGGCUAUUGUUGCAGACAGCUACCUAGGUCGAUUCAAAACCAUUUUCCUAGGGGCGGGACUCUCCGUGUGCGGAGUCUUGGUUCUGUUCGUCACGUCGCUACCUCCAAGUCUUGACCAUGGAAAGGGUUUACCAGGUCUUAUGGUUGCAUUGAUAUUGAUUGGACUGGGAUGCGGUGGUAUCAAAAGCAAUGUCGGCCCUUUGAUUGCUGAACAGUACUCGAUGCGCACAGAACGAGUGAAAACACUGCAUAGUGGAGAGAAGGUCAUUAUCGAUCCCAAUGUAACAGUUCAGACGGUCUACGCGCGAUACUACUGGAUCAUAAAUAUCGGAGCUCUCUCGAUCAUUCCUGCUUCAUGGCUGGAGCUCAAGGUCGACUUCUGGGCAGCCUUUAUGAUGCCACUUUGUCUGUGGCUACUGGCUAUUGUCGCCUUAGUAGCUGGCCGUAAGAAAUAUGUGGUCCAGCAACCGCAUGGCUCUGCCGUGACCAAAGCUGUUUGGGUGUUGUGGAUUAGUCUGAAGAACAAUGGCAACAUGGACGCAGCAAGGCCCUUCGCAAUGGAAGCAAAUGGUGCAGUUGUAUCUUGGGACGACACGUUUGUGGAUGAGUUGAAGCGAGCACUUGUUGCCUGCCGAGUGUUCUUGCUAUACCCUAUUUUCUGGUUAUGCAAUGGCCAGGCCAACAACAACCUCGUCAGCCAGGCAUCGUCCCUCAAGACGUACGGGAUGCCGCACGAUAUGAUGGGACUAUUCAACCCCGUCACCAUUCUGACUGCCGUCCCUCUAUUCGAACGCAUUAUCAACCCUGCCCUCCAACGAUUCCAUAUCCCUUUCAAACCCAUAAGUCGCAUGACUACCGGCUUCGUCGCCAAGGCGUUUGCCAUUGCCAUCGCUGCCGGCAUCCAACAAUUAAUAUAUCGUUCACCACCAUCCCAUGUUAGCAUUCUCCUGCAGAUUCCAGUCUACUCACUCAUUGGUCUCUCCGAAUUCUUCGCCAGUCUGUCAGGGAUGGAAUACGCCUACACCAAAGCCCCGAGGUCAAUGCGGAGCAUCGUCUCCUCUCUCUUUCUUCUUACCUGCACGAUUGGCUCAACAAUGGGAAUUACUCUGUCGCCUGUAUCGGUCGAUCCAAAAGUGCUGGUGGAAUAUGCGUCUCUCAGCGUAACUAUGUUUGCCACAGCUGUCCUGUUCUACUUUUGCUUCCGCAAAUACAACAGGAUGGAGGAAAGCAUGAAUAUGAUCGGAGAAACGAGCAAGGAAGAAUCGAGUGAAUCGUCGGCGGAGGACAUUCGUGAUUUGAGUCGGCUGGAAAAGCAGUGA